Messenger RNA from Dipodomys spectabilis (banner-tailed kangaroo rat), 4837 nucleotides. RefSeq names its product G-protein coupled receptor-associated sorting protein 2-like. NCBI's taxonomy places the organism in Eukaryota, Metazoa, Chordata, Mammalia, Rodentia, Heteromyidae. The coding region runs from base 510 to 2996 and encodes 828 amino acids. The transcript is spliced from 2 exons. The record is from RefSeq and is a predicted model, not a curated record.
UUGCAAGAUUACUUCUACCUGUACAGUCUGCUAAAAUUGCUUGUUCCUGUAGCAUUUCUUGUCUGUUUUCUGCCAGAGAUUUUAUGAAUAUUGAGGGAGUUUAUAUUCAAGUGUGACCAGAAAAAGCUGACAAUUGAAACCAUGGUGUGGGAAACUAUAGACAACUUGGAUCCUUCAACCAGAAGAAAGAUACUUGUCUUAAUCAUUAAGAUCCAUCUGUAGUUGCAGCUCUGGUGGUGCUGGAGUUCCUUCUGAUAACCAUCCUCAACUUCUCUGUCCCUCUCCACCCAGGAACCAUCCAUCCUCUCCCAGCCUGGUUGUGCCUCUUCUGUAUAUUAUUGACUCAGACUGUGCUUGGUAGGAUCAUCAUUUAUUGUUGGAUUGAUGAUUUACUCUUAACUCUUACAUCAUCAACAGAUCAGAGUGUGAAGAGAUAAAUCUGUGACAGAUCUUUCGUGAAGACUGACUGUGGCACACAUAUUUAAUUAAGCGUCCCUUCAAUUUGUACAAUGACUGGGGCUGAGAUUGACCCUGUUGUUCAGGCCAAGCCUGAAAAGAAGGCUGGGGAAGAGAUUGUGGGUAGGGCUGAUCGAGAGAAUGAAGUCCCACUUGUGGUCAGACCCAAAGUUAGGACCCAGACCCAAGUAACAUCCGGGGCAAGGCCCAAAACUGAAGUCAUAUCUGUGCCUGGGACAAGGCCCAAAUCUGAGAUCCAGGCAAUGUCUGGAGCAAGACCCAAAACUGAAGCCCUGACAAUAACUGGGGCAAGGCCCAAAGCAGAUGCCAUGGCAAUAGGUUGUGCACAUCCUAAGACGGAGGCUAAGGCAAUCCCUGGGGCAAGGCCUAAGGAUGAUACCCAAGCAUGGGCCCAGAGCGAGUUUGGGGCUGAGGCAAUGUCACAGGCUGAAGGAACAUCCCAAACUAAUAGUGUUACUUGGCCACUGGUCAGUGGUGAGUCUGGGUCAGUUACUAAAUGUAAGAGCUUCCCUAUGGAUAGAGAACUAGCCAAUGUGGACACUGAAACCUUUCCUGGCACCCAGGGCCAGACUGUAAUACAACCCUGGUUUGGACCAGGAGAGGAGACCAAUAUGGGGUCUUGGUGCUAUCCCAGGCCCAGAGCCAGAGAAGAAGCCUCUAGCGAGUCUGGGUUUUGGUCAGCUGAUGAGACCUCUACUGUUUCUUCUUUCUGGGCUGGAGAAGAGAACAAUAUCAGAUCAUGGCCCAGGGAAGAGGCCAAUACUAGGUCCAGGCACAGGGCUAAACAUCAAACCAACACCAGAGCCAGGCCCAAAUCGAAACAAGAGCCUUAUGUUUAUUCCUGGUCUGGAUCUGAAGAUGAGACUGGUAACCCUUUCUGCUUUUGGGCUGGAGAAACUACCAAUAACUUGCUGAGGCCCAGAGUUAGGGAAGAGGCAAAUUCCAGGUCUAAGCUGAGAACAAAGAGAGAUGACUGCUUUGAAUCUGAGUCUGAAGAUGAGUUCUAUAAAGAAUCAUGGUUUUUGCCUGGAGAAGAGGCCAAUAGAUUGAGGCACAGGAGCACGGAUGAGCCUAAUGACAUGUUGAAAUCAAGGGCCCAGAAAAAAAUUAAAAAUGUUAACAGGGCUAAACAAGAGUCCAGGUUUGAAGAGGAAGUCAUUAUUGGGUCCUGGUUCUGGGCAGAAAAAGAGGGUGGUUUAGAGAAUGGAUCUUCAGCAAUCUGUGACCCUGAACCAGAGGUGGAGGAAGGAGCUAUUGGUGGAUCUUUGUUCUGGGCUGAGGAAAAGUCUAGUUUGGGGGCAGUGGCUAGAGAAGAACCCAGGCCUGAGUCUGAAGAAGAUGCCAUAGUUGGGUCCUGGUUCUGGGAUAGAGAUGAGGCCUGUUUUGACCUAAAUCCAAGUCCUGUGUACAAAGCCCAUUGCAGAUUCAUUCAUUCAGCUGAGGAGGAAGUUAAUGUGUCAUCUAGGCCCCAAACCUGGGAAGAAGUCACUGUUGAAUUCAAACCUGGUCCUUGUCAUGGGGUUGGUUUCCCAUCCACAAAUCCAUUUACAUUUCCAGAGUUGUCUGAAAAUACUGAAGAAAAGCUCAAUAAUUUGGGACUUAUUUCAGAAGGGGAAGAUCAGGAAUCUUUGUUUCAACUUGAUCAGUUUGAAUCUGAGUUUCCAUUUCAGUAUGAUCCUUCCUAUCGGUCAGUCCGGGAAAUACGAGAGCAUCUUAAGGCCAGAGAGAGUGCAGAACUUGAAAAUUGGUCCUGCAGCUGCAUACAAUGUGAGCUUAAUAUUGAUUCUGGGGAGUUUGAAGAACUCCUCUUACUAAUGGACAAAAUUAGGGACCCAUUUAUUAAUGAAAUAUCUAAAAUUGCAAUGGGUAUGAGAAGUGCUUCUCAAUUUACCCGCAAUUUCAUUCGGGAUUCUGGUGUAGUCUCACUUAUUGAAACCUUGCUAAAUUAUCCAUCUUCCCGAGCUAGGACAAGUUUUUUGGAAAACAUGAUUCACAUGGCCCCACCUUAUCCAAAUCUGAACAUGAUUGAGACAUUCAUAUGUCAAGUAUGUGAGGAAACCCUUGCUCAUGGCAUAGAUUCCCUUGAGCAGCUGACUGGAAUAAGGAUGCUUAGACACCUCACUGUGACUACUGACUAUCACACACUGAUUGGUAAUUAUAUGUCUGGAUUCCUCUCUUUGUUAACCACAGGCAAUGCAAGAACCAAAUUUCAUAUUCUAAAAAUGCUACUGAAUUUGUCUGAAAAUCCUAUGGUGGCACAAAAGCUAUUCAGUGCUAAAGCUCUGUCAAUAUUUGUGGGUCUCUUUAACAUAGAGGAGACAAAUGAUAACAUUCAGAUUGUUAUUAAAAUGUUUCAGAACAUCAGUAAUAUUAUAAAAAGUGGAGCAAUGUCCUUAAUUGAUGAUGAUUUCAGUCUUGAACCACUUAUUUCUGCAUUCCAUGAAUUUGAGGAGUUAGCUAAGCAACUACAAAUCCAAAUAGACAAUCAAAAUGAUCCAGAGGUGGGACAACAAAGUUAGUGUGCUUAACCACCUGCUGCUGAUCAGCCUUAUGUUUCCAAAGAGCCCUGAAUUGUACUUUGGUGUUCACAGUCUUUUUAUGUUGUAACUUAUAUUUUUAAUGUUAAUGUUAUUAAGUUGUCAAACUUGUUUUGAGCUGGGUCAUUUUGUGGAUGCCAGAUGAAUAUUAGAACUGAAAGCACAUUGUUGGUAUUUAUCUUGCUGUCCAGAUUGCGAUACUUUCGUGUUGAGCUUUCAGUGAACUGAGUCAUCUGAACAAGUUACUCUGCUAUUCUUUCUUUAAAUAUGUGGUCCUCUGCUCAAGUCUGUGUUUUCAAUAAAGUCCAGUGCUAAAGUUGCCAUAAAUGACCCUUCUUCACUUUAAAAAUCAUGUGCAGAUACAUUGUACAACCAAGCACAGGUAAUUAGUAGGAGGACAAACAUAUGCUUAUUAGAAAUCCCAUUCUUGGAUUUGAAGAAGGGAGACAUAAUUGUAGACUGUGAUAUUCAAGAAAUGAUUGAAGAAGGACCCACUUUAAUUGGUCACUGAGAGAGAGGGUGAGACAAGUCAUUAUUAGAAAUGAGCUAUAGUUGUAUGAAGGAAAAAUUUGGCAAAUAUGUCUAGUAGUAUGAAUAUACCAAGUAUGCUUGAAAUAAACAGGAGGAGUUUAGUGAGUGAUUCAGUUGGAUAAUUGGGAUGAGAUCAGUUUGGAGGAAUUAAUAAGUAAGCCAAAUCCAUACAUUUUUACAGUUCAAGGUAGAGCUGUUUCUUUAGUGUCAUCUAAAAGGUGAAAAAAAGACUCCAAGCAAAUGGACUCUGGAAUAGUAUUUCCUUAUGAUCCUAGUCUAAAGAAAAUGUUGCAAAAAUACCACACAGCCUUUGAAAUAAUUAUAUGUGGAUUGAUUUAUUGACAUAAAAUUGUGUUAGUGAUUAUAUUUUAUCUAUUUUGGUGAUACUGGGGCUUGAAUUUAGGGCUUUGUGCUUGCUAGGCAGAUAUUCUACCUCUUGAGUCAUACACCUACCUACGCUUUUUGCUCUUGUUAUUUUUCCAUUUGAGUCUUGUGCUUUUUUGUUCAUGUUGUCCUGGACUGAAAUUCUACUAAUGCCUCUUAGACGCCAAGGCUACCAAGGCCAGCUUUUUUGUUGAGGUGGGAUCUCACUAACCUUUUGGUUAGGCUGGUCCCAAACUAAGAUUCUCCUAAUCACUGCCACACAAAUAGCUGAGAUUAUAGGCUGGAACAACAGGACCCAGUCUGUGUUAGUGAUUGUGUAUUGAGUGGACUAGAGAAGAAUGUCAUCAUAUGUGAAAAUUAAGUCUUAUUUUUAAAACUUUGUAUAAAUAAAAAUUUUAUGCAACUUCAAUAUAACCCAAGUAUUUUCAUAUUUCCACAGUCUGGAAUAAAAUAUGCACAUCAAAUUCUUAGAAACAGCAAUUCAGGAAAUAGAAAAAGUUAAUACACCUCGAUUUAUAGGUAGCCAUGCUGAAAAGGACAUAGUUAUAUAAAUGAAUAAACUAGCAGCAUUAAAAUAAUUUUAAAAGGAAAUUAUUUAAAAACAUUGUAAACAGAUGAGAUUUCAGAAAAACUAGUUUGGAAAAUAAUAUGUUUUAAAGAAAAAGUUACCAAUUUUUAGAUGCUAAUUUUAUGUUAGUCUGUUGAUCCAAAACUAACUUUUUCACGAUUGUUGCAUUAAAACCAUCAUACUGUUUCUUAUUUAGGUGGCAACAAAAUUCUUGAACUGGACAGUGAUGACUUUUGCACAAUAUUGAAACUGUAUUUGUUAUUAACUGUGCAUUUAAAAUGUUUAAAAUAGUAAUUUUUAUGUUAUGAAUAUUUGCUACAAUAAAAAAGACUACACCUUA